AUGCGCGGUUGAAGAAACAAGCACAGAUACUCACAGAAUCUUUCUGAAAAAUCAUGCAGUUCUCUACCAUAGCGCUUAUCUGCGGAUUCGCCUGCCUCUCGGCGACGGUCUCUGCACUCCGGAUGACGCCGGGGCAGAUUGUGCAUAUGAAAGAAUUGAUCGGAAAGUGUUUCACGGAGUCCGGCGUUGAUCCUGAAAUAAUUGAAAGAUCAAAAAAAGGAGAGAAAAUCGAUGAUGAAAAACUUCACUGUUUCGGCGCUUGCAUGCUUCAAUCUAUGGGAGUCCUUGGCGACGAUGGGACGAUCUUCAAAGAGGCGGCUAUUGCAAAAAUACCGGAUAACUUUCCACGAGACCAGGCGAUCGCCGUAAUAAAUCUUUGCUCUGAAAAAAAAGGAGACAAUGCUUGUAAAACAGCCGGUUAUAUCCUCGAAUGUCUUUGGGAGAACAAGGCAAAGCCCCACCACGAUGACACGAAACCUCCGAUCUUGGGUGCCAUAGAUACUUGCUUGAAUAAACUUGGCCUAACUAAAGCCCAAGUAAAGGAACAGAUAAAAAAUCGUAGCAUUGAAAAAGAGGAUUGUUUCGGCGCCUGCAUCGAUAAGGAAUUGGGCGUAAUGACAGCGGAUGGAAAUAUCGACAAAGCGAAGGCAGCCGAGAAUCUUCCACGUUUCGUAUCGCCGGAAAAUGCUACAAUUAUAGCCGAAGCUUGCCACGAAGAGAAGGGAGAAAAUGAGUGCGAGACCAGCGCCUUGUAUCGCAAAUGCAUCAGGGAACACGUACCCCGUCCACCAUUGAAGCCAGAAAUGCAAAAGGUCCACGACGACUGUAAAGAAAAACUUUCCAUAACCGAGGAGGAUAUCGAUGAAUUAGAGAAGGUGAGGGACGAGGCGGAUGAAGACUGUUUUCUAGCUUGCAUCGGGGAGGGUAUCGGAUACCUUGAUGAGAACGGACACCCCCUCGUGGAAAAAGCUGUCGAGAGAGCACCGCAUUGGGCAAAAAAAGAAGACGUUGAAAAGUUCAUGAACGAAUGUGCUUCACAAGUUGCAGUUGGGGAUAACAAAUGCCAGAAUGCAGUUAAAUCAUACCAGUGCUUCGCAGGGCCGCACCACCCACAUGGCAAAUUGGGGAUGGAAAAGGAGAUCGAUGCUUGCUUAAAAGAGCUUGAAAUUACGAUGGACGAUGUAAGGGAAAGUAUAGAAAACGGCGAAGCUGACAAGGAGGAUUGUUUCGGUGCCUGUGUCGGCAAAAAGGUGGGCUUUGUCAACGAAGAAGGAGCGAUUGAUACGGAAGUCAUUUUAGCCAAGUACCCCCACCUUCCACGUUUCAUGCCAGCGAAAGAUCUUUUGCAAAUAAUCGAGACGUGCGCCGAAAAAAAGACAGAUAACGCGUGCGAGUUCAGCUCAAUCUUUAGGUUGUGUAUGGAGAACGCCACAGAGGAGGUGGAAAGGCCUUUCAGAAAAAUGAUGGAGGGAUGCAACGAACAGUUUGGUUUGCCAAACGGUCAUUUGAGAAACUUCCCGGGAUUCAAAGAAAAAACCAAGGAUGGCUGCUGGGCCGCCUGCGUUAUAAAAGUUUUUGAACUUGUGAACGAAGACGGCAGUUUGAACGUAGCUAAUUAUCUCGAAAAAUUUGACGCUAACAAUUUCUUCCCCAACGAUAACAAACAGUUCGAAGAGAUCGUUGAAAAAUGUGGAAAACUGACAGGUAAAGAUGCGUGCGAGACCGCCUCUAUGGUUGGCAAAUGUCUUUUCGAGAAUGGUGUGCACGGUGUUUUUCCAAUGUGAAUCCAGACUCGCCAUCGCCAUACCAUUUCUAAAAUAACCCGUUCUGUAUUUCGUGGUAAUCUCUAAGUUAUUGAAGUAUUAAUAAUGUUAUUUAGUAGAUAUAUAUCUAUGUUAGUAGUAUCAACUAACACGUUGUUAAUUCAUGAAUAAUAGGAUUCUUCUCGACUAGAAGUCUGGAGGGUUGCACAUAGUGUAAAAUUGUAAUUUUUGUAGUCAAUAUAUUUAGUGUUAUACGGAAAAUCUGAUUUGUUUGAAUAAAAUUCGACGGAAUUAUUGGUC
Messenger RNA from Athalia rosae (coleseed sawfly), 2063 nucleotides. RefSeq lists its product as uncharacterized. The transcript has 16 exons. Gene Ontology annotation, biological process: sensory perception of smell. Gene Ontology annotation, molecular function: odorant binding. The record is from RefSeq and is a predicted model, not a curated record. Lineage: Eukaryota; Metazoa; Arthropoda; Insecta; Hymenoptera; Athaliidae. The coding region runs from base 54 to 1784 and encodes 576 amino acids.